AUAUUUCAAGUUUUACUUUUAAUAUAUCCAGUCAGUGACAGUAUAUUAUUCGGUGCAUAGAUAAUGUGGAUUGAGUGAUUAUUUUUUUGUGUUUAUAGUGAUCAUUGUGGAACUAUGAGAGACUUCAUGAUGAAGGUCCAGCUACUCCUCACGCUAUGCUCGCUCUCCCAAGCUGCGUACAUGAGCCGCAUGACGAACAUCAACAGGAUCCGCUCACCGGCUGUCUUCAGACCUGGAGUGACGCUGCACAGACCUUGGAUGCAUCAGCGACUGGUCCAAGCCUCUUCGAACAGAGCUCCUUAUGUGCUGUACAGAAAUGCGCCGCAGAGAUUUGCAGUAAAACACUACCAGCCAGCCCGUCACGUGUUCAACACGCCAUGGAAGACCACACGAGUGCCGCUCUCACCCACGCCGCAGGAGUACGAGUUCAUACGAGCCGCCACGCAGCAGAUCGUCCACACUGAUGGUGGUACAGCAGGUGCUAUCCACACCAUACCAGCACCCAACUUGAGUCUCUCGGAGAAACCCAUCGUGGUCCUUGAUGCAUCGGAAAGCAACCCAGCCUCAGAAGCGCCGAAACCAACAUACGAAGUAACGGAGAAACAUCAAGAGCCCAUGUACCAGAUGGCUAAAAUAGAAACUCCUGUUGGAUUUUCUAAAACAGUUUCCAUGAAUUCCCCCGAAUUGCAAACGCUAAUACGAAACGGAGCAGCUUUGCAAUAUGCAUCAGAAUUUGGACUUUCAGCUAUUAGUCUACCACCAAACCAUAUAGUUCAACAACCUCCACAAGUUCAUCAGAUUCAACAGGCACCUCAACAAUUUGCUAUACAGGGAUUUAACAAUAUUCCGUCGCAGCAAGAAUUAAUAAACUCAGGCGCAGAAGGGAUCGUGAUACCACCCAACGCUUUAUACCAAUCAGACCCAAUGUUUCUUCAAAAAUUACAAGCUCAAUUACUCCAAAGAUUCCCCGCAGUCGAAUUUAUACCUUAUGCUGCAGACUCACCACCCGUGCAAAUGCCACCUAAUCAACCACAACAACCGCAAUUACUAUUGCUAGAAAACGAGGAACUUAAACCAGAACCCUCGUCUUUUGUGCCGAAUAUACCACAUAAAAACAUCGUUCAGCGAGAAACACAAGAGAACUCUAUAGUAACAUUAAUACCACAAGCGUUUGUUAUGAAUAAUGUGUCAGAUAAACCAGAGACAACAUCUUCACAACCACAAAAUAUAACUUUAGAACUUGUAGCGGCUGAAUCACAACCAAUAACUACCACAAUCAAAUAUGUUAUAGAAAGUAACACUGAAGAACAAAACACAACUCCCGUUUAUUACGCGCAAGUCGGUCAAAGCGUUGGAGAUGUUAUUGCGAAAGGAUUUUACUCUGCCAUAAAUGACGUCAGAACUGCAGCUUUAGCUCAAGUUGAAAAUCCUCGCGAAACUAAAAUAGAUGAAAAAAUCGCAACUACAGCGCCUGAGCUAAAAAAGUAUUUUAUUAAAGGAGAGAAUGAAGUUAAAAAUGAAACUAUCACUGAAUUAAAGCCGAUACUCGGCGUUCCGUUCGCAAAACCAGCGGACCGUGUCAAUGUUACUUAUACGCUAGUAAAAGAUCGAAGCGAUGGAAAACCCAAAAUGACGCAGGAAGGCACAGUUUAUGCCGGUCAAAUCGUAGAAGCAACUAUAAGUGAAGACCAUGACUUUAACAAAGCUAAAGCCACGUUACUAUCAAGACGAGCUCCAAUAAGACUGGUGGCAGUUUCUGAGCAGAAUGACAUUGCAACUGAUGCAUCAAGUGGCAUCGUUCCACAAAUUGAUGUACCAACAAAUUCCGGUCCAAAAUUAGCUGUAGUUAAAGCUAAGAUACCACCGAAGAGUAAACUUAUAUUUGACGACAAAACUGGAGAACCAGUUUUAAGGAUAUACGCUAGUUACGUCGACAGUCCAGCACAGAAAGAACUGAUUGCAACAAAAUUAGCAAAUUUGAGACGUGUGAAAGAAGUGACAACAAAAAAAGAAUCAGUUGACAAUUGGAAAGCAGCGACGGUGAAAUCGGUGGACAAAAACUCAGGGCUUUGAUGGCAACCAAGUAACGCAAUUUGGUUUAAAAUUAAGAGUUCGGAGCGACGACUACGUACCAUUAUUUGAAGAUUACGAAGAAAGUGUUUGGUCGAAAUGACUUGUGAUAAGAUUCGGAACUAUAUCUUGCCAGUAAAACUCUAAUUUCAACCCAAAUUUUUGUUGACAUACAAAUAUGGAGUACGAUUAAUUACCUACAUCGAAAUUGAAGUCCAUACCAAAUUAAACAUUAUUUAUGAAAGGUAGUGAUUCUACCAAACAAAAUUCUACAAGAAUCAGAUCCUUAUUUCCAAUCAGUCAAAGCAACCACAUCUUUAUUAAACGUUUAACUUAUUUAUAAAUUAUAAGCUGUAGUCAUAAAUUUUGUGUAUAUCAUUUCAAAGCUGGGUUCCCAUCAAUAUAAAAUUGCGUUGUUAUGUUCGAUGACAAUGAUUUAAAGCCACUUACAUUUUCGUGACAAGUAUCAAAUUUUUGAAAUUUUCGUAGAUAUGUUAAAAACAUUUUUUAUUGAUGUAGACCAGGCUUGAUAUAACAAGUAGGCAUAUUGUGAUUAUUAUUAAAUCUGUAAUCUAGUUUAGAAUUAUUUUUGUAAAUAAUUUAG
Molecule: messenger RNA, 2674 nt
Organism: Manduca sexta (tobacco hornworm)
Lineage: Eukaryota; Metazoa; Arthropoda; Insecta; Lepidoptera; Sphingidae
Exons: 8
Coding region: 115-2073 (652 amino acids)
Source: RefSeq, a predicted model, not a curated record